Molecule: messenger RNA, 4469 nt
Organism: Gossypium raimondii (Peruvian cotton)
Lineage: Eukaryota; Viridiplantae; Streptophyta; Magnoliopsida; Malvales; Malvaceae
Product: ubiquitin C-terminal hydrolase 22
Exons: 3
Coding region: 2061-3821 (586 amino acids)
Biological process (GO): protein deubiquitination
Molecular function (GO): zinc ion binding; cysteine-type deubiquitinase activity
Source: RefSeq, a predicted model, not a curated record
GCCGCAGGUCAUUACCUAUUAUUGACAUUUUGAAAGCCUAGUACUCAAAUGGUAGUCUGUCUAUAUGUUGCAAUGAAUUAUAUGGUUCUUUGUUUUGCUCUGCAUUGGCAAUAGUGUAAAUGCUUGUUUCUGUUAUCUUGUGUAAUACAAACACUGUAUCAGAUCAUAUUAGAAAACAUUUGACAGGUCUUGGAGCUGCCAUUAGCUGUGAGAAUUUCCUUUCAUGUCCAUGAUGUUAGAAGUUCCAGGUACAUGUUCCUAACAAGUUCCAUUCUUGCUGGUGGCGCUUUAUUUCUAAAUUUGAUGCACCCAAAGCUUCAUUUACAUGAAAUAUUGGUUGCCUUUCAUUAAUUGCCAGUCUAGAAGCUGAACAAACAUUGCUAAACCCAUUUAAAGCCAAUGAUUAUCGACGUUCCUUUUGUUAUAGUUGGAAAAGAAGCUGCCAUGAUUGAUGUUUAUGAUCUUGGUUGUGCUCUCUGCUUAAAUUGCUAAACUGAGACCGUCUUUUUAGGCAUCAUUAAAGCAAAUUAUGUCAACCAGUGGAUGAUAUGAUGAAAAGACUAACAGUAACAGGUUUGAUCUUUAACCCUUUAGUCAAGGUGAAACUAAAAUGUCUAUACAAGGUGGUUGGGUAGACUUGUCAAUUCCAGUAUGUCUCACAGUUAAUAUUUAAAGUAUUAUAUUUUUAUACAUAUAAAUUUGUGUUACAAAUAUUUAUGUUGGUAUUAUUGGAUUUCGAUGAUAACGGGCAGUGGUGGUUUAGUUACCAGACAACCAAAUUAUUGAGCUUUGGUUGGUGGGUUCAUGAAUAGUCUCAGGGACUGUAUCAUUAUAAUUUUAUAAAAGGAGAAAUAGGGGUCCUCGCAUGACUGCCGAAAUGAUUGGAGGCCAUGUGAUUUCCAGGAUAAGGAUUAGUAGUUUAUUAACUACAUAUUAGCCACCGAAUUUAACCCAGGUUAGCAUUCUUAUUUUCAGUCCAAUAUUUAUAUCAUAGGAAAGGACCGAUUUUAAUUUUUGUUAAGUGUCAACUUAUAAUAUGAAUACAUAAAUGUUUCAAAUUAUAUGAAUUAUUAAUAUAAAAUAUGGAUAUUAAAAUGCCGAAAAAAAAGGAAUAUUUUCUUACAAAGAUGCGUCAUUGCAUUGUAGAUAUGAUGGCCCUCUUCCUUGCCUUGAGAUACAAGUGCUUAUGAGGAAAAUGAUGCCCCCUUUUCUUUAUCUGCUUAAAACCAAAUCCUACCUUUUAGUUUACUUCACAUGAAAGGAAAAAAAACCCAAAUUUCGUUGAUCAAAAGGAUAAUAUUAGGUUAAAUUAAAUAUAGGGUCCGAAAUUGUUAAAGAGUAUUUUAUUCAAAUUGGUCCAUUUAAUUUAUCACCUUACUUCAAUUAAUCUCUCAUUUUAUAUAUAAAUUGAUACGAAAUUAUAUUGCAGAUAUGAACACUAAACGCAGCAUGUAAAAAACAGAACAUAAUCCUGUAUGAAAAAUUACAUUAUUUUAACACAGACAUGAAUGUUUUAAAUUAUGUAUAUAAUAGAAUUACUAAUAUAUCAAUAUUUUUACUUGUACCAAAAAUAAGAUGCUUUAUAAUACAAUAUAAUACACAAAUUAUCACGUUUAUUAUGUCGGAAAAGAACAAAAAUAAAGGAAGAAAACAAAGGAAAUUACUACUAUUGAAAAGAAAGGCAUAAUUUAUUAUAAAAAAAAUAAAAACACCAAAAAUGAAUGUUUCCUUCUUCAGCAAGUAUUCAAUAGCUUUUCUAUUUUCUAUUUCAUUCAUUCUUGGAAGAAUGCAUAAAAUAUAUAUAUAUAUAAAAAAAAAGAAAGACAAAAAUUACAUUUUAUUUCUUAAAAACUACAUAUGAAAUCCGAUCAAUGCAUGAGCAUGGACAAGAUCUGAUACAUGCUCCCAACAUCUUCUCAUCAAACUCAAUGCUCCUUCACUAUCAAUCGAACAAUCUCAGCCGUUGAUCUUCCCCUUCCCUGAUCCAGAUCCAUGACCCUUAUGUCCUUCAUAUCUAGGGUUUCUAUUCCCAACGCGACUUUCACCACCCCGCCACCACCAUGUCUUCCAAGAUCAACGGCCACGUUUCGCCUCAGCCGUGUCCUCACCUCCUCGUCUUCCGUUCCCGCAACGGCCCCAAGCCCUUUCGCGCCCUACAGGAUUGUAUCCGCGUCAAGCCGCCCGGCGGUCGCGCCGCCAUAAGGAGGGAACCUACUGAGGUCCCACGAUGCGGCACGUGCGAGGAAUCUUCCCGUUCGAGACUCUACGCGUGCGUCGCAUGUGCCGCAGUGUUCUGCCACGCGCCUCUUCUUCACUCCCACGCGUCUGAUCACUCGCUUUCCAUCCCCGGUCAUGAGAUCGCCGUUGACGUCGACAGAGCUGAGCUAUUUUGCUGUGCGUGCGGUGACCAGGUAUACGAUCGCGACUUCGACGCUGCCGUCGUCCUCGCACAGACUGUCAACGCUACCGCAACCACCUCCACUUCCGGAUCCACCGCAAUGCAGUGCAGCGUUGCUGGAUCUCAACCGGAGAAUCUACGAAAGCGCCGUCGAGUAGAUUAUCGUCCGUGGGAGCCAGAUUCAGGAGAACACAUUUCCAGGGGAAAUCAGUCGAUCCCUCUUCUGGACGCGACGAAUGCCUCAUUGGUUUCGUCAACACAACAACCUUGGGGAUUUCGUGGAUUGAAUAAUUUGGGGAAUACCUGCUUUAUGAAUUCAAUAUUACAAGCGUUGCUCCAUACGCCGCCGUUGCGAAACUAUUUCUUAGGCGAUCGACACAAUAGAUAUUAUUGUCAGCAAAAAAAUGGUGCUAUUAAUGGCACUAAAAAUUCAAGAUUGUGUUUGGCUUGUGACAUGGACGCGCUAUUCUCGGCUGUUUUCUCGGGGGAUCGGACUCCUUAUAGUCCAGCUAAGUUCUUGUACAGUUGGUGGCAACAUGCGGCAAAUUUGGCUAGUUAUGAGCAGCAGGAUGCCCAUGAAUUUUUCAUUUCCAUGCUUGAGGGAAUUCAUGAAAAGGUGGAGAAAGAUAAAAGGAAGUCCCAAAGUCCAGGCAGUGGAGAUUGUUGCAUUGCACAUAGAGUAUUUUCUGGUAUUUUGAGGUCGGAUGUCAUGUGUAUGGUUUGUGGUUUCACAUCCACAACAUAUGACCCAUGUGUAGACAUCUCCCUGGACUUGGAACCAAACCAAGGAGGUUCUGGGAAGUCUUCAUCUGCAAAAUCCCUUAAUUCUUUCAAUUUUGAGGCAGACUGCAUGCGUCCGAAUCAAAACUGUGGGAUAUCUACCUUAAAGGGUUGCUUAGAACGAUUUACGAGAGCUGAAAAGUUGGGGUCUGACCAGAAACUUUUCUGCCAAAAGUGUCAGGUGAGGCAAGAGUCCCUUAAGCAGAUGUCCAUAAGAAAGCUUCCCCUGGUUUCAUGCUUUCAUGUUAAAAGAUUUGAACAUUCAUCAAUACGAAAGAUGUCAAGGAAGGUUGACAGGUAUCUGCAGUUCCCAUUUUCAUUGGACAUGGCUCCUUAUCUUUCUUCUUCCAUUUUGAGGAGUCGAUUUGGAAACAGGAUUUUUCCUUUUGAUGGAGAUGAACAAGAUGCAUCCAAUGACUUGUCAACUGAAUUUGAGUUGUUUGCUGUUGUGACGCACUCAGGCAGAUUAGAUGCCGGCCAUUACGUGACUUAUUUGCGAUUAAGUAACCAAUGGUACAAGUGUGAUGAUGCAUGGAUUACUCAAGUUAAUGAGAGCAUCGUGAGAGCUGCACAAGGAUACAUGAUGUUUUAUGUACAGAAGGUGCUAUAUUAUAAAGAAAGUGAAAACCAAGGCACAUCAUGAUAUUGAUGAGAGAUAAGAAUUUGGUUGUUUGAUUCAAAUCAUGCAAAGGCAUAAGGUGGUCUACAUCAUUUGAGAUUGUGAUUAAAUAUGGGCUAGUUUCGUAUACGAGGAAAACAAGUUGGGCCAGGUUGGUCAAAGUUGGGGACGGCUUGCUCUAUCAGUGCACUUCGAGGGAUAAUUUAUAAUACUCGAUUGGAGUGUUAAGUGAGCCUAAAUUUUUGAGGCACUCCAAAUAUUCAGGAAAAUCAAGUUUAUGAGGUAUUGAUUCCUUAAAUUGAUUUCUGAAUUUCAUAUUAAGUGUUGGCCUAUUGAUUCUUUUAUAUAUAUAUAUAUAUAUACCUUUGACCCUCUCAAAGGAUCCGCUGAGAGUUAUAGUUUACUAAUUGUUUCUCACAUGGAAUACCAUGAGACUGGAGUGCAAUUUUCCUUUUUUUGUCAUAGAGGCCAAGGUUCAUUUUGUUACUCGGAAAGCACUCAAUACAAAAGCCUGAUUGUUGAUCUAAUAUUUGUGUCUAUUAUGAACUCUGUAAAAAUACAAGCAGGCAAUAAAAUAUUUUAAGUUAAAUCUAAAACCCUAGAAGGUUGAUAAACUGUAAAGCAUAAUCACAUUAAUUUAAAUAUCAAAAUGUUCCUUCUUUGGAUGGUCAA